ACGGUCCACUAUUCCGUGCCGGGAACUGAACGCGUUUCCGUUGGAUCGGUGGAUGCCUCACGAUCUGUGACGGCUAAUCUAACUCCCACCACUACUUCUUCGAAUCCUGCCACUUCUAAUCGAUCCGGAAUGCGGGUAAUGGUACAAUCCAGCUCACUUCAUGCGACCAAACGUAAUCCGCCACCUCCUCCACCACCGCGAAGCGGCAGUUGGCUUGCGGGUAACACGUCCACCAUAGAAAUGUCUGCUUGUGAUCCAUCAACCGUGAUUCAUUCUGUCACACCUUUCGAACUGCAACAGCACAGCAACAAUAACAUCAACAACCAAGUCACCACGACCGUCUAUCAGCGGAACGCGUCCACUCCGUUUGUGCGGCAGCCGAUACAAUCCUAUCAGCCCCAAUCCGCAUCCGUCACCGGAGUUCACGGCAAUGUGGUAAACGUGAACGCGCAUCCGGAUGCUUCACGGGUUAGUGAGACCCAGUGGAGUUCGAUGACCUAUCCGAUCUAUGCAAACGGACAUCGAGGGGUUCCGGGGUCGGAGAAUGUCCCUGUUGGUGGCACUACUGUACAACAUAGUUUGGGCAUAUUGAACGACAAUUCCGAUACCGAGAUUAUCGAAUCGUGGUGUAACCGGGCACAACUGUACUUGCAUGCCUAUAUAUAG
Molecule: messenger RNA, 666 nt
Organism: Echinostoma caproni
Lineage: Eukaryota; Metazoa; Platyhelminthes; Trematoda; Plagiorchiida; Echinostomatidae
Source: the annotation of a GenBank genome assembly